Molecule: messenger RNA, 12330 nt
Organism: Oxyura jamaicensis (ruddy duck)
Lineage: Eukaryota; Metazoa; Chordata; Aves; Anseriformes; Anatidae
Product: KIAA1549 like
Exons: 22
Coding region: 41-6964 (2307 amino acids)
Source: RefSeq, a predicted model, not a curated record
UUCUUGCAGGAAAAAGUGACCAUUUUGGUAACUGUGAUGGAUGGGUGUGUUAAGUAAAUACAGUAUUUGCUUGUACGUAAAGGUAUUUCUGGCAUGUAUCAGGCAACAGCGUAUCUACAUUGCUUCUUCAUCAGAAUCUUUUCCUAACUGGAGAUCUAUACUGUCACCCACACGGCCUUCCACAGAAACUAAGACUUCCUCAGUAGCUGAUAUUUCUAUGGGACAGACUUUGGAGAAUGCAAACUUGCUUCAGAUGAUAAGAACAACACUGACUGGCACACGUACCAGAACUUUGGAUCAAACUAACCUGUCACCCACCCUUUAUCAAGGCAGUGGAAAUAGUGCAUCCCAGGAACCUGCUGAAGUUUCUGCCGAGUCAUCUCUGAGGUCGUCAUCUCAAGAUGCAGAUGAAACAGCUGGUGAAUCAGGUUUGCCUCAACUCAGUAUGUUUGCCACAUUGUCCACUACACCAUCAAUGACACAUUUGAGCACAGCUGUGCCAUUCCAGCUAAUACCAUUAGAAACACCCUCCAUUUCAAAAGAAAGCACAUCAGGACUAGACAUGCUUGCUGCUGUUCCAUCACCAUCAUUUUCUUCAUUGGCAAUACAGUCACCUCAUACCAUUAACUUUUCUAAAUCAGCUGUACUGGCCUUCAAAGUUCCUUUGUCUGCAGAGCCUGAAAGUUCCUUCAACACAGAUACAACCAGCUCUCAGGUUAGUGAAAGCAGAAAUAGUCCUUUAGGCAUGGUCACUGAUGUAAAUUCCAGUAUGGUGAAUCAAAGAAAGGGUCCUGAGUUGUUUAUGGGUACCAUGUCUUUCAAUCUCUCUGGAUUGUCAACAGUGCAUUUUACAAAAACAGCGGAAAAAGAGUUUCCUUCAGAAAGGACCUCUUUUUUAUCUGUAUACUCUGAUACACCUGUGUCAAAAAUAUUGUACCAGUCUUACAUGCCAGUAACUUCCAGAAGUGUGUCACGGUUUCCAAAUGAAAGUAUGCAUAAUGCAUCUCCUACUGGAGUAAAACCUAAUAAUCAGCCCUUUAAUUCACUGUUGAUUGACAGAAAUAAUGAUAUCACCCCUCUGUCAUCACCAGUCUUUCAGAAUAAAGCAGAGGUUCUUGCAUCGUUCUUCCGUCCUGUGGGUACUCCACAUACAAUGCCUCAAAUGAGUCACCUUCAGUCUUCCACAGCACUGACUAAUUGCACUACAGCCUCUGCCAGUGCACCUUUUGUGUCAUCCCAGAGCCUGGCUGAGGUCUCCAGCUCAACAGAGAGCAUUUUUUCCCAUUUGUUGCCAAAAUCACUUAUUCCUGAUGCGAAGCACGCUCACAAUGCAGUGCUGCCAGUACGAGUAUUUAGAAGUGAAACAGCUUUUCUUUUUAGAAAUGCAACACACUCCUCUUCCACAAGCACAAGGUCUCCCUUGCUAACUGAGACAAAUGAGACCUUUGCUAGGUUAGCACACACAAACAGUCCAGGCAGAGCAGCAGCCAGUGAGGCUGUUUUGCAAAUCCCUUUGCCUGCUUCCUCACAGCGCUCAGUGGUGGCUCUCAGUCAGACCUUUGCAGAAGACCUCACUAAUGGAGCUUAUGAAUCAAGUGGCACGCUGUUGCCAACUGCUUCUGCACAUGCUCUCCCACAUUCUGGUGGCUCUCCCUUAACAAGAACAGGUCAACAGUUUUUCAAAACUGCAAAAAUGUCCACAUACGUUACUGCUGAUAUCGUUCUGUCUUAUGGAUCUCAGCUUUCCAAAGUUUCUCCAGAUACCCAAAUCGGUAACCUCUCCAAAGGAUCAAAGACACUGGGCACUGUUUUGGACACAGAAAUGACUAGUCCUGGUCUAGCUGCAGUGUCAUUAAUUACUGCCAUUGGAGGCCUUUCAAAAACUGAACUUACUCUGAGGAAUCCAUCUGCUGCUACUGUCUCUGUGACUGCACAUCUUCCACCUGUUAAUGCAGAAAAUCUAGACAUACCUGCACAUGAAGACAUAAGUAUGAGAGUACCCACUGUUGUAACCCCACAUACAGAAUAUUCACCACCAAGAACUUCAAAUCAUUCUGAUUUUCCCCCUGGCCAGACUCCACGUUCAGUUGCUACAAAGCACCUCACCUUUGUUGUGCCUUCAGUGUGGCGUAGCCUGCCAUCAUUUGUUUCCACGACAACAAGGAGAGACAGCCGGAGCUCAUUUUUUUCUGGGAUUUCAAGUGCCACCUUGGAAAGUAAUUUAGAUCCCAUCAACACUCCCAAAGUCUCAGCUUCAGCUUCGACAUGGACCAAGACAGCGUUGUUGUCCUCAGAUGUCAUUAACAUUUCUUUGGUAAAAACUUCUGUCAAACCAGCGGUAAGAGAAGUUCCUCCAAGUACUUCUCCAUUGGAAACUGAGGAUCGUGAACUGGAUUCGGUUGUUUCAGGUCUGCAAAAGAAAAUGAGUACAAAUAAGCAACCGCUUUCCUCUGCCCUUUCAGCAAACCACACACAUGCGAUGUCUAGUCAAAGUGGUUCAGAUUUACCCUUCACUGGAGCAAAGACGACCAGUGUUCCAGUACUUGAUAGAGAUGUGUUUUUACUGAAAACAUCCUCUGUCCAGUAUUCACCCCGUGCUACCACUUUGACAGUACCCACCACCUUGCAAAAAAAGCAUGGAAACAUGGCUGAAAACAUGACUGAUUUCUUCACCACUGGGGACAAUAAUACCAGUACUCGGUAUGAAGCACCACUCCAGUUACAUGUGCCUUAUGUUAAUGAUACAGGUGUUUUUCCUAGCUCUCUAGAAUCGCAAACAACUGGUGCUGGAAAGGUUACUGUACUGAGAAAAACCUUGAGCACAACACCAACGGUGGCUUUUCAGCUCACUGACAACUCGACUUUUUUGGCCAGCUAUGAAAUCAGUGCUGCCGACAGCGUGAUGCCAAGCAAGCCUCCUCUUCCUGUAACUGAGCCUUUUAACUCAACCCUCUUACAGAGUUUUGGUACAGAAGAAGAAAUCAGUUCUGGAAACUUGCCAGAAUUUCUUGAUAACCAAUUAGAGUCCUCUGGUUAUUUGGUUGUGGCUGAGAAAAUUCCGGCUACAUUUAGUGUGGAGGAGCGGGACACAAAUGCUACAAGGCAUAGUCUAGUUCCCUUUAGUGUAUCUGUUAAAGCUACCAAGGGCAUGCCAUUGCAACCCCCUACCAUCAGUCCUCUGCAGUCAGUCAUCAUAACUUCUGUCCAUCCAUCACCAACACAACUAACUUCUGCUUUUUUGUCAACAACCAACUUUACCCAUUCUGUCAUUACAGUGUUAUCUGGAGUGUCUUCUGGUGCACUACCUACAGUAGGAACUUCAGAAGCAAAUCCACUAACAAGAAAAUCAUCUCCAGCUUCACCAGUGCCAGCUUCUUCCUUCUUUUCGCUAGGCACUGAGAACACACCUUUGCCAUCUGUGAUGGCUUUAAACACUCCAGUACUGACACUAACAAAAAAUAACACUGCCACAAAAUUGACCUCAGUUCUAAGCUCGGUAGGAGUACAUGCAGAUCUUCCUUUUGCAACAGGAAACACAGCCGCAUCACCUGUGGACAUGACAGCUAUGUUUAUAACCCCUAAAAGUAGCACUGCCAUAGCUUCCACGCUUGCACCCACAGCACACGUCCCAAGACAGAUAAAAACAACAGUCACUGACAGCCAGAAAUUCCCAAGCUCAGAAAUCACCAAAGCGUCAACCCCAUAUCCACUGACAAUUACAGCAGCUUUGACAUCUAUUACAGCAUCAGCGAAAACAACUAGGCUUCCCCCUACUCGAAUGGAAAACACUUCUGCUCCUCCAGAAACAACAGCAGCAGUGGCUUUCGCUAACAUGACAGCACCUCCUCCCCUGGAUUGCCGCCUCUCCUGGAACCUUAUGGUUAAAACAGUUCUGUUUCUGAACACAAGGAGGAUGAUGAUCAGCAGAUCCUUCAAGGAGAGCGUGACAAAGGGACUCAACCAAGUGCUGAGACAAGCUUUCAACCAAAAUGUCAGCGCUCAGGUUGAAAUCCUGGAGCAAUCGAAUAAUGUCACAGUUGGUUACUACGUUACGUGGGGGAGACUGGUUUUUAUACCAGCUGCUGUAAUCGAAAGGCUUAUUGCCUAUGGGAUCAGCAAUGCCACGGCAGACAUAAAGCAGCACGUGCUGCAUCUUCAGUCCAUCGCAACCCUGGCCGCGCCAUGGAAGCCACUCCCUGCGUACCACUUCCAGCUGAAGACAGAGCUGCAGUUUGUGGGUCAAACAGACAAUAUACAGUCAUGCAAAUUUGUUCAGACAAUGGAGCAACGGUUACAGAGAGCAUUUCAGGAUGCUGAAAGAAAGGUUUGGAACACCAGCAACAACCUAACAGUUCAGAUUUUGAAUACCUCCAAUGUCUCCCAAGCUGUCACUCUGUUCUAUGUGGUGAGAAAUCAAAGCACAACUUUAAAUGGCACCACUUCCAGCAACCUUCUUAAUCAGCUGUCAGCUGAGCUAGUGGGUUUCUAUCUAACCUACCCACCUCUCACCAUUGCAGAAUCUUUGGAGUAUCCCAACCUUGAUGUCUCAGAGUCAACUAGAGACUACUGGGUGAUCACAGUUAUACAAGGGGUUGAUAUUGCAUUACUGGGACUGAACAAUCAGAGCUUUGCAAGACUGAUGGAGCAGCGCCUGGCCCCACUGUUCAUGAUGUCCCAUCAGCAAGGAAGACGAUUUAAACGUGCCACUACUGUGGGCAGCUACACUGUGCAGAUGGUUAAAAUCCAACGAAUUCCAGGACCCAAGGAGCCAGCUGAACUGACGUACUAUACUUUAUAUAAUGGCAAACCUUUGCUGGGCACUGCAGCUGCCAAAAUUUUGAGUACUGUUGACUCCCAGCGGAUGGCCUUGACGUUAGGUUAUGUGAUUCAAGUUCAAGCUGAUCCUGUGGUGAAGAACCCACCAAACAACCUGUGGAUCAUUGCAGCAGUGCUGGCUCCCAUCGCUGUGGUUACAGUUAUCAUCAUUAUCAUUACGGCAGUUCUGUGCAGAAAAAACAAGAAUGACUUCAAACCGGAUACCAUGAUGAACCUGCCUCAAAGAGCUAAACCAGUACAAAGCUUCGACUACGCCAAACAACACUUAGGUCAGCAGGGAGCUGAAGAUGAAGUUUUGCCUGUAACUCAGGAGACUGUCGUACUUCCACUUGCAGUGAGAGAUGCUCCUGCCUCCCAGGAGAGAGAAAUUACUCAGGAUGGGAGCACCAUUAAAACUGCCCAAUCCAACGAAACAAGGAAAAGCCGGUCCCCGAGUCAGAACGGCUCCAUCAUCAGCAACGAGUCGGGAAAGCCCAGCUCCAGCCGGAGCUCCCCGCAGAAAGUAAUGGCACCGCAAAAAGUGACAAAAGACGAAGGAAGGAAAAGAAACGGUUGUAAAUCUUCAAAGAAAAUUGUGCCUAUCAGCGAUGAAGAGGAAGGAGGCAUUCUCUUUGAUAACAUUGCCAAAUCUGCCAUUGACCCCUUUGACACCUCUUCUGGAUCAGUACAGCUGAUAGCUAUCAAACCCGUGGCACUACCUGCUGUUCACGCUGCGUCAGAUAGGAGCCAGGAAUCUGCCAUCAUUAAUGGAGAGGUGAACAAGGCUUUGAAGCAGAAGUCCGAUAUAGAACAUUACCGCAACAAGCUGCGCUUGAAAGCCAAGAGGAAGGGGUACUAUGAUUUCCCGCAGGUUGAUAACAACAAGGGGCUGACAGACAGAAAAAGGAUGUAUGAAAAAAAGCAGAAAGAAAUCGACCACAUUUUGGAUCCAGAUCCAGAUGGAUCAUCUCCGUUUGCUGAGCCUAAGAACAGGCAACAGAUGAAGAACUCUGUAUACAGAAGCAGGCAGUCUUUGAACAGUCCUAGCCCAGGAGAAACUGAGAUGGAUCUUCUAGUGACUCGAGAAAGACCUAGGCGUGGAAUCCGCAACAGUGGAUAUGAUACUGAGCCCGAAAUUAUAGAAGAAACAAAUGUUGACCGUGUCAAUGAGCCUCGGAGCUACACCAGGUCCCGUCAGGCCAAAGGUCAUUCUGAGACCUCAACUUUAAGUUCUCAGCCCUCCAUUGAUGAGGUUCGACAACAGAUGCAUAUGCUCUUGGAAGAGGCUUUCAGCCUGGCCUCUGCGGGCCACGGAGGACAGAGCAGGCAGGAGGCCUACAGCUCAGCACCACACUUGCCCUACUCAGAGGUGGUGACCAGCGCUCCUGGUACCAUGACCCGACCUAGAGGGGGUGUGCAGUGGGUACCCACAUACAGACCAGAAAUGUAUCAGUACAGUCUACCAAGACCAGCUUACAGAUUUUCUCAGCUUCCUGAGAUGGUAAUGGGAUCUCCUCCUCCUCCUGUCCCUCCCAGAACCGGUCCUGUGGCGGUUGCCUCUCUCAGGAGGUCUACAUCAGAUAUUGGCAGCAAAGUGAGAAUACCAGAGUCCAGUGGGGUGGAUCAGGCCCAGCAUCAUGAUCAGGCAUCUUUUGCACCUGGUUCAAGAGCUCCAAUGUCUGUUGGCCCACUUGAUCAAUCAGCUUUUCACUCAGGAAAUACAGUACCAGCAGUGUUUGCCAUACCAGCAGCAAACCGACCCGGCUUCACAGGCUAUUUUAUCCCAACGCCACCCACCGCAUACAGGAAUCAAGCCUGGAUGCCCUAUGCUGGAGAGAAUGAAUUACCGGGACAGUGGGCAGACUCAGUUCCACUGCCUGGCUACAUUGAAGCCUACCCAAGGCCCCGCUACCAACACAAUUCUCCUUCACGACUGCCUCGCCAAUACAGCCAGCCAGCAAGCAUGCAUCCCAGCCUGGAACAAGGUCCUUUGCCGUCUGCCACAGCUUCUCAGCAGAGCCUGACAGAAAACGACCCGUCCGAUGCUCCUCUCACCAACAUUUCUACAGCUGCCCUUGUAAAGGCAAUAAGAGAAGAAGUUGCUAAACUGGCCAAGAAGCAAACAGAUAUGUUUGAGUUCCAGGUCUAGUAUCUUUUGUGCACAGUAGUUGUAUCAUAUAAUUUGGAGUAGCCAAGAAAGUGAUCACUUUAAUUUUCACUUACAAACUUGCUGUGAAUUGUGCCAAAGUGAUGGCAUUUUUCUCCAUAUGAAAAGUCAACACUAUGAAAUCACUUAACGUAGAGCAACAGGACUCUGCAGAUAUGCAUUCUGCUUGCCAGCUAAGGAAAUGCUGCCAGGUAACUGUUCCAUACAGAUAAUAUAGACCAUAUGCAAUUGUUAGUCACUUAGCACUUGUACUAUGACCCAUCGUCACUAGAGAUGCUGCUGAACAUGUCUGUGACACGGUGUUUCAUUUGCAGGCCCAAAGGUAGAGCUGCUGAAAAUAACUUCUGCAUGUCAAAACUUUAUUUCUUUGGUUAAAGAAGAAAACACAGUAGAAUACAGAAAGCUAAAGGCCAUGGUAGGUGUGGUGGUUGGUGGCCAUGUUAAUUGUUGCGGGACAUUGUACAAGGAAUGUUGAUUUCAUCAACACGGACUCACUCAGUGUUUUCAUUCUAGAGACUGUAUUUAAACCAAAAGAAUCUGAGAUGAGUGAUACACAUAAAUGUCCUGUAAAUACCCCCAAUUCUCCUCAUCCUAUUAACAGUACAAAGAAGUGAAAGAAGAGAAGACAGAAGGAGGUUAAUGAUAUUUUGAUAAUUGGUGGCUACCUUGUCCAUGAAUGCCACUGAUGAGUUAUGGAGGAGAAUUUUCAGUGUGAGACAGCACAAUGCAUGAAGAGCUAACAAAGGAAAUUGGUGCUAGAAGCUUCCAGGAGAAAUAAAAAAAGGUUAUUUGUGUUUGCUCUAUAUUCAGGCUUUUCACUCUCCAUGGAUGUGAAGCUGGUAAACCUGAGACCUUUGAGCAAGUAUUUCCAACCUGGAAUAAUGAAUACGCCUGCUUGUACAAGACAGCCUCUGUUUAACACAGUGCUUUUUUCUCUUUCUUAAACAACGAUAUCUACUGAAGUGCUACAUGAAGCCACAGUUGAUCUUGAAAUGGAACAGUGAAUACACACCUAGGAAGUUCUGAAUGUAGAGGACCUGAUCAUAUAUUAACAUGUAAAUAAGUAAACGGUUAAAUGGAUUAAUGAAAAUACUAAUGUGCUGUGAAAAAGAGAGCAUUUCCAGAAGUGAUGCUGACUUUAUGUUGUUCAAGAUAAAGGUCACUAAUUGUUAAACUGCAUUAUUGUAUGAAUCCAAACCCAAAAGAGAAUCAAACCAGUUGAAUGGGACACUAGUUUGUCUUUUGCAGUUGUACAGAAUAGUUGGAGAUCAUGAACAAUUGUUUUCAGUUCCUUUGGCAGUUAGCUUUGGGAACUGAAGUUGUUGCAAAAUACAUUGUGUUGGGCAUGUUUGAUGUCAACUGGAGUUAAAGGUAAUGUCCUUCAUUUCAGUAAGCUAUCCUCAAUUAUGUAUGCUAUUUUGUCUGUUCAUUUCCUUUUCUUGAGUUUCUUUGGUCUUUAUUAGGGUGAGAAAGGGAACUUGGUUUAGCUUUUUGGCCAGCAGUAACAUGAAAGGAGGAAAGAGGAGACUAGAAUAGGGGAAAGAAGAAGCAAUUGAUGAAGCACAAACUUUUGAAACAGAGCUAUUUUUUCCCCAAAAUAAUUAUAUCAUAAACCCUGAGAUUGUGAUAUGUAGUUAUCCUAGAGUAUACAGAUAUCUUCUGCUCUGAGACCUUAGAUAUUGCAGAAGCUUUUGGAAUGCUAACUGAUCUUUAAAUGAAUGUGAAGUUUCAUUUUUAUUAUUUAAAAAUCAGAUAUAAAUAAAAUGUAUUUUUGUAAUCUCAAUGUAUAUAUGUGCUGUAUAUUUAUAUACGUGACUAAUCUGCUAUAGUCAAAACAUUUCCAUAAAUUAAGUGAAAAGAAAAAGAAAAAAAACACUAAUAAUUUUAAUGAUCAAUAUGAACAUGCUGUGUCUGGAAUACACAAAUGGUGGCUUGGAUACUAAACAACCAAAGAAACUCAAUCUUUCAUAUCUAUAUAAGUCUACUAAAGGCAGACUGCUAAGUUACCUGUCAGCUAACUAACACUGAUCUUAUCGGUGUAAUACAAUACAUCGAAAUGUCUUUUUGCAUUAAUAGCUGCCUAAAAAUGUUGCAUUUAAAAUUCACAGCUUAAAAGAUACCAGGCCAAACUCAGCGUGCCAUAAAAAUAUAAGUUCUGUUUGGCUUCAGUGGGAACUCAACUCACUGAGAGCAAGGCUGAAUCUCUAUAUUAGGUUUCAUCCAUCCAUACAAGUUUCACUAGAAUCAUGCAAACAAUAUUGUGCUUAUUUUUCAGUUGGUGUAUUUAAAUCACUGUAACAUAAGUGCAGACAUAAUUUAAGAGCAGCUUAAUUUUAUUUAGCCCAAGCUGUUUCAUAACUGGCUUAAGCUAACUUGGUAAGUUAAAUCUUCAUUUAGUCAGCUGCCUUUUGCAUCAGCUUUAUUAACUUACUUUUUGAAUGAUUGUUGUUAUUCCAGAAAAAUUUUGUAUGUAGAUAGGGCCUUCUAUGCAAUGGGAGUGAAAUGCCCUCUGAAAUAAAUUUCUGUAUUUUAGACACAAGUUUUGCAGGGUUAUCCUAAAGCUGCAAGAGCAGAAGCAGCAGCAGUCAUGCAGACAGGAGUGCUGAAGCAAUGUAUCUGAGAAAGGUCAUGUUACUACGUAUUCCCAAAAGAGUCACAGGAGGUAGGAUGUAUCAGAUUUAAACGGCAUCUUUGGGACACUCAGCUCUGCUUGUAAAUCUAUUCCCAUUCUUAAACUUAAGAGAUUUAACCGUUCUAUCAAAAAAAUGUGUGAGGGUGAAGCCAAGCAUGAUAUCUUGCCAUACUGCAAAUUUAAAAAGUUUGAAAAUUACAUAUAUGGUAUAGGGUUGGGAUACCUGCAUGCAAACAAAAUGAACAAAAUAGAAAAACAAAACAAACAAGAACAACAAAACAAACAAAGAACCAUUUAAAUUGCCUUCUAGAAGGACAACCAUUUCAGUAAAGUUAAACAAAGUACUCUUCGUACGACUGAGGAAGACCUGUUAGACUUUAAAACUGCAUUUUGUUUGAUAUUGUAUUGGUGAUGUGCAGUCUACUGAAUAUUCCCUGAAUCAUCACUCUGAAACCAUUGUGGUACACUUUAUUCACAAAGGUAUUUUACAUUCUUCAUUCAUAAUGGCUUUUUAUCUUGUUUGUAAUGUUUCUAUAUUUUUUUUAAGUACAAAGUAAGAUUAUAUCUAGACAGUAAGGACAUUCCUGAGAAAGAAAAAUCCAUGCUGUAAUAUUUAUAUUGUCUGAGCACAAAGCAAUGAAAAAGUGAAAAUAUAGUGUACAAAUAAUUUGUAAAAUAAUAAACAUUUUGUAUGGCUACAAUUACAAUAUAGUUUUUCAAUAUUGAUUUCAAAGCAGAAAGUUUACCUGUUUAAAGUUACGACAUCAUCAGAAUGUAUUGAUGUCACUUACUCCAAUAACAACUUAAGGCUUUUCUAGUAAAUGCCCCAAUUUUCUUUAAAUUGUUGCUAAUGUUAGGAUGAAAAAAACUCUUUUCUGUGUACAGAAACGUUGAUUUUCUGACUGACAUUUGUCUUCAGAUUUGUAAAUCAUUAAUAGAAACAUGGGCAAAUGAAACACAUGUAAAAUUACUUCUCGGUAGGUGUGUAAUGACCAUUCUCAGUAGGUAUACAUAGCGUGUGUGAUGUUUUAUUAACAUUACUAAAAGAGUAACUUUAAGAUGAUAAGAGGAUGUUCUUUGACAGUCAUUUCUGGAGAAAAAUGUAUCUGGAAUUGUGAGGAGCUGUAACGCUGUAGAAAUAUGAUUAUUAUUUUUUAAUCUAAUAAUAUCCUAGAUAGAACUUGAUAGAAAUGCAUGUAAAUCCUAUAUAGAAAUGGGAAAAUUAUCAUAAGUAAUGAUCAUUUCUUUUUCAGACUAACUUUGAAAAGGGGAGACAUGGAGAACAGAAAAUGUAAGAUAAUACUAUGAAGCAAGUAGAGAGCAGCAUUGGAUUCUAUGGCAGAACUGACGUGAGGCCUCUGUCUUGUUUAAGGGGUGAUAUAUACAAAACUAACUGCAAUUUUUGGGAACAUUUCAAGAUGUCUGUAAAGAAUGAAUUAAACUUGAAUGUAUUUUUUCAGUCCUGCAUUGUAAAUACAAGAGCUAAAUGCUUGCUUCUAAAAGUCUGAGGGAACUUGAAAGCAAUGAUAGUUUUCUGAGCUAGCGUGAGAAGCUGCUUUGUUUUGCUGACCUCACACUACCUAUCCACGUGUGAGCAGCUCCAAGUACGGUGUCCAAGGUUUCUGUAAAUCAGUGACGGUCUUGACCUUAUAUUUCUUGUCCAAAAAAAAAAAAUCUCAGUGGCUUCCCAUACCUUGUUGACAUGCAAUUGGAUAGGAAGACAACCAGUGUGAGAUAGUAAGAAGGACGUUAACGGGUCAGAACUACCCUAACAGUCCAGAAGCCAAGCAUCUUCUGAUGCUUGCUAAGCUAUACCUAGUAAAAAAUGGUUGUUUAAAGCAGCUGUCCUUGGAAAGGUGCAUUGCUUUCACUGUUAAUGAUGGAUAUGUAUUAAUUAAAACUCAGUCCAAAUACAAGACUGUAUCAAUUACUGCUUCCACUCCAUUGUGCAAGCCAUGUGUGUACUCUGUGUAGCUCCACAUGAGAAAGUGGCAAAAUGAGCAUGACAGCUUUCCACAGUUACUUAGAGUAAUCUCAAGUUGUAUGUCAUUUUAUAUAUAUUUUACCAUUUGGAAAAAAAAAAAAAGUUCAGACACUAUCCUCGUAUAUUAAUACUAUUAGCCUUUUUUUUUUUUUUUUUUUUUUAAUGGGCUUUGUGAAAAAGAGGAAAGUUUGGUCUGCAAAGACAGGACUGCCUACUUGUCUCUGCUACUGCCUUCUCAGUCUGCUAUCCUAUCUGAUGGAUCAGAUCUUUCCUCUCUCCACUUAACUCUACUUCUACAAGGGUACAAAUACACAGGGUUUUUUUUUGAGUAAGUCAUGUAUAAUUUUGAAAAUAAGUAUAUGGGGGUAAAUAACAUCUCUGUGACCUCUCCAGAUGCAUUACUGGUCUGCUGAGCAAUUUUUUCAACACAGUGUGCAUUGACAGAGAAAUGAAUCAGCUCAAGCCUGUUUACUAUCAAGUUAUUUAUACAUAUACUGUAGAUUUUGUAACAGGUCUAUGUAGAAUCAGUAUGGCAAAUGGUUACUUAAACUUUCUAUGCUAGACUUUCUUUUCAUGGGUUAAUGUUUUGAACAUAACUCCAGGACUGUGUAAGAUUAUGUUGCUUAUCAAAACACUUUAAAGUGUAGGCAUGCAAAAUGAGGAUGAGUACUCAUUGAGAAUGCAUUUAUGAACUGUUGCCUUUCUCUUGUAAAUAAAUAAUGUAAAAAUUUA